CUCACACCUUCCGUUAUGACUAAGUGUGCCAAGAAAUAUCGAAAAGGAACUGUCAGACUGAUGACCAUGGAAAUGGUUGAACAGGAUGACAGUGCAGUGGAUUCUAUGACGGAAAGAAGUGCUGGUCACCUUCAGAAUCAGCCAGGCCAAAGUCAGAUUUCCUCAGGAUCUGAGGUUUCUGUAGCUGCUUCCAGUGCUGGAAGAGGAUCUCCAGCUGUAACUCUAGUGCAGUUGCCUUCUGGUCAAACUGUUCAUGUCCAGGGUGUCAUUCAAGCCACACAGUCCUCAGUCAUUCAGUCACCACACAUGCAAGCUGUUCAGGUAGCAUCGAUUGCAGAUGAAGCUGCACAAUCAGAAGUGAUAAUUGAUUCUCAAAAGCGUAGGGAAAUACUUUCAAGAAGGCCUUCAUACCGAAAAAUUCUGAAUGAACUCUCAUCAGAUGCUCCUGCAGUAGCGAAGAUUGAAGAAGAAGAGAAGUCAGAAGAUGAAGGAACGCCUUCUGGUAUUUCUGCAAUGGCCAUGCCAACCAGCCUCUAUCAUACUAACACGGGGCAAUACCUUACCAUAUCUCAAGGUGGUACUAUUCAGACUGUGACGAAUUCAGGAGCUCCUCAGCCAGGCGCUACCAUUGUGCAAUAUGCAGCACAGUCAUCUGAUGGCACACAACAGUUUUUUGUUCCUGGAAGCCAAGUUGUUGUUCAAGCUGCCACUGGAGACAUGCCAGCUUACCAGAUUCGAACUCCCACUACUACCUUACCUCAGGGAGUGGUUAUGGCAGCCUCACCAGGGACUUUGCAUAGCCCUCAGCAAAUGGCAGAAGAGGCAACACGCAAGAGAGAGCUGAGACUUUUGAAAAAUAGGGAAGCUGCUAAAGAAUGUCGGCGUCGGAAGAAAGAAUACAUAAAAUGUCUGGAGAGUCGUGUUGCAGUGCUAGAAGUUCAGAACAAGAAACUUAUACAGGAGCUUGAAACCCUAAAAGACAUUUGCUCUUCCAAAACAGAUUAGUAAAAAUAUUUAUUAUACUGUGAACUAAGAUAUGUCCAGUUGCUUUGUAAGACAAUACAUAGCCAACAUAAUUAUGGCUUUCUCUUUGUGUCAUUUAUAAUAUAUUCCAAUUCCUUACAUUCCUGAAUGCUUUCCUGCUUUUUGUCAUUUCAUAGCUCUAAUUUCAGGUUUUUCAUGCUCCAUCCUUCUGUCUCCCAAGGAGCCAAAUGUUAAAAAAUACAACAAAGUAAAAAAGCGCAUAAUUUCUAUGAGCUGUUUCUUUGCCAUAUAUUUACAUACUACUUUUUACAUGUUACUGAGUGUCCUGCACAUUCAAAAUAUUUUGCAAUUGUUUUAGAUGAAUCAUAAAGAUAAUGCAUCCAGUAAUASAAGAAAAUCAAACAACCCAAGGUAUCUCAGGAAAGAGUUUAUAAAAGAAUGUUAUGAUUAUAUGUAUGUACUAGCAUACUAGUCUACAGAUGAUUUUAUGGCAUAUUUUUAUAUUAGUUGCUUUGUGGAUAAAAGUAUUGUAUUGCUGUCACUGAGUGCCAUGGUUAAAGAUAGUUUUUAAUAGAACCAUGUUGUUUAACCUGUGUAGUGUCUGAUUUCCUUUAAAAGCCUGGUUGAGAUGCUUUACAAUCCAUGAGUAUCUGAAAGAAGACAAAAGGAAAAAAGCACACCUAAGCUCAUGACUGAUGCUAAGUAUAUUGUAAAUACCUGUAAGAAGCUGUUAUAUGGCUAUUUACCUAUAUUUUCUGUAGUCUGCAGAAUAUUUGAUUUAUUGGAGGUCUGUAUAUCAAGAUUUAAAUUUUCAUCCUGAAUACUUCACAUUCUAGAUCCUGUACACCUGUGGACAGUUGCCUAUAGUGAAGAUUCAUGGUGCAGUUCUUUUCACAAUUUCAGCAAACUACUGAGUGGUGGUCAAGGUGUCCUAAAAAGGAAGCUUUCCAAUAAACAGUAACUAUUUGCUGAUUCACUGGGGUCUGGAGUAGCCUAUAGAUGAGACCUGAAGAUUUUAAAAAUAAACCCAUGUUUAAACCAGAUUACAGCUCUCAUAAAUGCAGUAUGUGCCAACUUUCCAUUGUGCUUUGAAAAAAAAGUUGUGCAUAUGCAAAGUUGCUUCUGGGUAUUUCUUUAAUAGAGGAGUGAUCUAAUUGUUUGGCCAGUCCAGUGUAUGAGCCGAGUAUUUGGGAGCUUUGCUGGAACUAAUAGCACCAUUGCCUUACUGAUGUGGUAGGAAGAAAGGCCUUGGUUACUACUUAACUGGCUUUACUGAUGGGAGUGURUGUGUUUGUGGAAGGGGAGGAGGGAUGGAAUCAUACUGAAGUCAUUGAGACUUCUUAAUUCAGUUAAAACUGAAUUUGCAUUUAACCCUCUUCACUCUGACCCUCUUGGGAUGGGUUGGUUUAUGUAUGUAUUUUUUUCUUUUUUCCCAAAUUACUUGAAAUACACAGUAUAAUUUUCUUGAAUCUCUUGGAAAUCCCACUAGGUACCUAAGUGAGACCAUUUGUAAGAAGAGGUAUUCUCUCUCAUUUCCUGCAGCCACAUCAGUUGAUUUAAGGAGGAAACAAGAUGCCUUCUGGCCUCUAAGGCUCUGCUGCAGGUCUGGAACAAAAGUAAAGUAAACUUUGAAAUACCUUCUUCACUGUGAAAGUACGUCUGAAGCGCUAAGGUCAUCAGAAUUCAAAGGUUCUGUUCAGGUUGGACAGGAUGAAUGCAAUCUGCAGGUCCAUGUUGCAGCCUCUGUAGUGCACAACUAAGUUGUUUGUUCUGACURUCACUGAAGUCUAUUCUGUUACAGGUAGGCAUUGCUCCUGACUCGCAAGGGAUUUGGAAACUSAAGUAGUAACUUGGGUGUGUGUGGUAGAUAUCUCUCCACUAAAAAGUCCCCUUUAUCUUCACAUCUGUCUGGUACUAACUGUAGUUGCAAAUUUGAUAGGAGGAAUAUUCCACAUCUGUGUAGUUUACAGUMUUUUCUUCAGUAAUGGAAUCAUAGAAUGGUUUGGGUUGGGACGAACCUCAAAGAUCAUCUAGUUCCAAACGCCCGUGCCAUGGGCAGGGGAUGCACUCACUACUAAAUCAUGUUGCUUAGAGCUCCAUCCAACCUGGCCUUGAACACUUCCAGAGAUGGGGCAGCCACAACUUCACUGAGCAGCUUGCUGAGCGCUAACCUCUGAGUUAAUAACUUACUCCUAGUAUCUGAUGUGAAUUUAAUGAAUGGCUCUUUCGCUUUAUAUCCAUUGCCCCUUGUUKUGUCAUUGUCUGUGUAAGAAGUUCUCUCCUUCUUUCAUAUAAGCCUCCUGUAAGUACUGAUAGGCUGCAAUGAGGUCUCCCUGGAACUUUCUAUUCUCCAGGAUGAACAAGCCCAACCGUCUCAGCCUGUUUUAGUAGGAAAGGUGCUCCUGCCCUGUGRUUAUGUUUGUGGCUCUCCACCAUACCUGCUCUGACAUGCUAUCCUGUGCUGGGGGCCCCAGAGCUGGAAGCAGCAUUGCAAGUGGGUUUUUACCAGAGCAGAAUAGAGGGGCAGAAUCCUCUCCCUCACCUGCUGCCAUCCAUCUUUGGAUGCAGCCCAGGAUGCACUUGGCUUUCUGGGCAGUGAGCACACACUGAGGCAGAAUAAUUGAUGAGGUGCAAGAAAAGACCUUUUCAACACGGUAGUAUUCCUAAUACAGGAACAUCAAGUUAAUCUCAGUUUAUUAGAAGAGAAUUUGAGCACUACCAAGCUUUGAUUUGUCAGAGCCCCUAAUUUUGUUUUUUCCUUAUCAGAAAAAAAGGCCAAAAUAAUUGUGGGGUUUUUUUCCUUUCUGUUAGAAAGCUGCAUUUCUAUGGUACGAAACUCCUUUCUUGCUGAAGCCACACAAAUGCAAAUUCCUUUAUCUAGAGGAUUUGCCUCUAAGGAAGAGUGUACUGAGGACUGCAUAGAUUUUUAAUUUUUUUUUUUCAAAAUAGAUUUUCAUGUAGCUUAGGUAAAAUACUCUCUUGUAAAAUGUCUUCAGCUUCCUUGAGUUGUGGGCGAUGAGGAAUGUAAUAGUCAGCUUCCUCUUAAGGUACAGCUUUGAGUCACAGCUGUUUCCUUCUUAAGCAGAUGUGCAAAGAGAAAUCUCUAUAGACUAUCCAGACAGAUCUCUCUUUGACUCUCUAAAACAGUCUCAGCUGUUUUGGCCAGUGAAAAAAGAGAUUAAAAUAAGUAUAUUGUGUGAGUAUUUGGGAGGACUUUUUGAUUGUUGUUCCCUUAGAUUUUGCUUUUUGCAAGAAUAAUUACAGAUUAUUUUUUGCAAGAAUAAUUGCAGAUUAUUUUUUGGCUACACUGAUACAGUCCUGAGGAGUGCAAGUUGACUCCUGCUUGGUUUUCCUUUCUUCUUAUYGAACAUAAUUGCUGAUCUGUACUGGUACCUGCAGACAUCACUGUAAUAGCUAAAUUCGGGGUGAUCUUUCUCUGAAUGAAGUUAUCACUUCAAAGAAAACGAAGUUAUCACUUCAGCUUCUAGUUUGGAUUGACUCAUUUUGCCCACAGGUUUUUUAGUUUCAUCUCCUUGCUGUUUAGUGUGUGUGUGGGUGUGUGCAUGGCAAGACUGCAAUGAGUGCUGAGCUGUUAAGCAGCUGACAGAAGUAACUGUCUUUUGGUUGUCAGCCUUUCURUAUGAAAUGUUGUCAUGUGGGGAGGGGAAUCUAGUUUUGUUGAAGAUUUUUUUUUUUCGAAGGCAAUAUGAGGCUCUUCUGGAUGAGGAAUAACAGUGAUCUCAUUAUUCCAGCAAAASUGUUCUACUGUUUGCCUAAUUUAAUAACUGAGGAAAAUUAUUUAGGUAAAUGCUAAAGCAAUUUGAUAGUCUCUCAUGCCAAGUGGAAAUGGCAGAUAGCAAAAAUCAAUUUAUUCUGUGUCUAAUGAAUCUUGAGUAUAUUUUCUCAGGUUUCUCUUUUUUUCUGAUUCUGAGUUAGAACUUCCUUCUUGCAACUAGUUUGUUUCAACACAAGCUGUGAAUAUGCACGAAGUCUGAGAGGAAGAGAGAGUAGUGUGAGAGUUGAGUGCUGCAUGUAAACUAAAGAAAUAAUAGCUGCAUUGUAUUCUGUGGGAUUUGAAUGGAAAAAACAGUGAAGGAAGUGUCUUUGUUAUCGUAACUGCUGAGCUUUUUCCUCUCCUUUAAUAGCCUGUGCCAGUGGAAUUGGGUGUGAUUAAUACAUCUUGUGAAUGGAAUCAUGGUUGUAAAAAUGUCACAAUUCAGAAACCUGGUUAUCUAGCCAAGUCACUGGUUUUGUUUUGGCUUCAAAAACAUGAUUUCCAAACAUCCGUGAAUGAGGCUUUUAAUAUUCUCAUUUUCAUUAUCCUCUCCUCUGCCCCUUCCCAGUGUGGUUAUUCUCAUACCAGGUAUGAGCUGCUGCAGAGCUUUUUAAGCCCAGUCUGGACCACAGGCUUUGUUUUUUCUAAAAUAGUCCUCUUAAAGGUUUUUUUUCCUCACGAAGUAUUUUAUUUCUCACAAAGUAUUUUAUUUCUCACAAAGUAUUUAUCAACAAUUUCUAGCUUUCUUAAUUCUUACAGAAGUGAGAGAACUGCUAACACAUUUUUAAGUUUAAUACGUACUGAGGUCUUUUGCUUGAUGAAGUUGAUUUUGAAGAACUGGAUUCUCCAAGAACCUAUUGUUCUAGUGAACUAAAAGCUUUCUGAAUUUUGUCAGCUGGCAUGCAAACAAGAAAAUGCUUAAAUCCUUGACACCCUUGCAUUUUGACCAGUGAAGUUGUUGGCUGGUUCAAAGAUCCAGACAUGGGCCUGGAGCUGCAGCUUUCGUAAUACAAGUGAGCAGCCCAAAUCUGUUGAGAUCUUUUUCUCUCAUUUGAGGUCUGAUCUAAUUUUCUGAAGUUUGUCUGCUAGAAAUGGUCCUAACAUGAAAUACAGCCACAGAGAAACAAGAAAAGGUAGGGUAGACUGAACAAAUUGUUUGAAAGCAGUGCUGAUAGAGAGUGUGACACAAAUAAGCAGGUAUGGUUAAGUUUGCAUGUGGGACUGUUUUUAAAAAAUUGUUGUAUUUUUUGUGCAAGAACCCCGUUGGUCUGUGCAGGGUUCAGAGCUCUGCAGUGUUGAGCACACGAUGAAAAGUGUUAGCAUCUCAAAAUUGGUUCCACUUUCUUUUGUUGUAUCUUGUGUAAAUUGUCACCUAUAGGUCCCUCCCUCCCUCAUGCUAACAGACCUGUUCCAUACGUUCUUUAUUCUUUUUUAUUGGUAAUUUUUGUUUUCUUGAAAUUGUUUCCUGUGAAAUGACAGUUCCUCAUGUUUAUAUCAGAUUUCUUCUARUAUGCUUUGAAUCUGGUGGUCAACAGCAAUUAAAAGUUCGUAGAUGUGUCAAAGAUUUCUCAAAAGUUCAUGAAAAUAGGUAGUUAGCAAUGAAAGCAUGGACUCACUAAAGGAAAAGAUGGAAUGUAAGUUUUUUCAGUCUCGAGACAAUGUACUGGAAAUUCUCUCCUACAGAUUCCAGAGAAUUAAUUCAAUGAUUGCUCGUGAAUCGUAGAAAGUGAGGUUUUGUGCUGACAAUUGUUUGUAUUUUUGGAAGAUGUUCAAAUUUCUGUAGAUUAUACCAUAUUGUUUGAAAGGGCAGUGUCUCUAUAGACAAAAUGUAUUUUAUUAAAAAGCUUAAAUACCUUUCAGACCUAAGCUCUUUGGUCUGAUGUUGUUUUCURUCUCUUCACCAAGGCAGUGGUAGUUAGUAAAAAACUGUGCAAUGUAUCCUGAUAAAAUACUUGCUGGGUGCUCCCCGAAGUUGAAACAGUUACUGGUAUACUUUAUGUCCCCGCCCUCCUCACCCCACCCCACAUUUCAGCUAGGCAAAUGAGUUAAAAAUAGACUGGUUUUGAAAAACACUGUUUACAGAAUAAAAURCCUACUGGCUAUACUGUUGCAUUGUAGUAGCUCUGAGUAGAAUCUGGUAAUUGGGUCUUAAAUUUGAAAUGCUGGUCAUUUCUGACCUUUUGGGUAAAGUUCGAAGCAAAACAAGGCACGAUUUUUUUCCAGCUGUUUUAGAGUGACACCUUGUGGAGUAUAAAGGUCUGCACUUCACUUUCAAACUAAUACGGCAGCCAAAGGAUGUUUCAGAAGUAGGGAAUUUUUCGUGUCCCAUGGGGGAGAUAUGGAGGGGUGGGGUGUUCURUGGCUCUUGGGGACGCAAGCUCAUUUUUCCUGCUGUUCCUGUGUUAAUAGUUAUAAAUAAGUAAUUUAAAGUUUUAUAACCUGUCAAGAGGAAGAAAAACCAUAUUUUGACAGUUUUUCAAUUUAUAGUCUUUCUGACCAAUAGUUCCAUUUAAUGAAAAACCAAAUGAGAAUGAUUUAAUUAUCAUUAUCAUCAUUAUUAUUAUUAUUAAUAAAUUGUAUCUAAAUGCUAUUACAACUACUGCUAUUGAAACACAGCACUUGUUAGUUAUAGGUCAGAAAAAUUAAAUACAAUAAAAAGACCUAAGUAUCUUUUGAAAAAAUGGUGCGAAGACAAAAUGAAAUAAUGCAGUUUUAAUCCUGGCAUAUGAAAAUAUCAUUYUGGAAGGGGAAGGUAAAAAGGGGGAAUGCAGAGGGCAGKAAAAAUAAAGGCACAGUCAUGMUGAAAAUAAUUCUUCAGGCUAGAUAGAUUUCACUUUUCUGAUAAAUUGCACAGUUCUGCAUUACAGCUAUCACUGUAUAGUUUUCUGUCACCCACAGACACAUCUGCAAGUGACCAUGUGGAUAGUUCCUAUGUUUGUUUUUUCACAGCACCUGAGAAGUGGGUGAACUGAGCACCUUAACAGAAUGUUUUUUGCUCUUUCAAGAGUAUUAGCCAAAUACAUGAGAUGUGAUGUCAAUCUAGAACAACAAACGGAUUUUAUAUGAUACCUGGKCCUGAAUAUGGUAACUGGAUCUCUCAGUAGAAGCUUUGUACACAAUACAUGACUGCUUACAUUAAAAUCAGAAAAGUUCAUAGGAGUAGGCAUAGAAAGUCCAAGACUUCAUUCUUCAGAUUUCUGGGUAAGUUUGUUAAUUGCUUGAAGUGAUACUUGUCUUACCUAACAAUGAUARUCUAAACUCUAGUUAUUUCUCUGUAGUCUAGGUCUGUAUUUCAGUGGGAUGGCAGGCAGCAUUUUCACAGUGCAGUCCAUAACUCCAUCCUCWGAGUUAUGUGCCCUUGAUGAAGUCCCUUUCCUGCCAGUGAACAAACAGUUCAGAGAAGAGCUAGAAACGGAGGCCUGAUUUUUCAAUUGAAGUUUACCAAGAUCCACUCAACCCCAAGGUUACGAAUUCUUGACCUUAUCCAAGACAGAUCAACUUUUAUCUUGAAGAAAAAAUCCUAAGAGAAAYAGCUGUGGUAAGGAAGGGGAGAUGGUAUUGUCAGAAUAAUGAUGUAAAGACAGCAGACCCUGACCAGUAUGGUUGCUGAAGACUUUCCAGUAGAGGUGAGAUUGAAUGUUCUUUGUCAGAGAAAUUGGAUCCUACACAUCUGGGAGAGUGAUCCUAAUGCUGUGCCGUAGAAGAUGCUCCACAAACAUCCCAGUCAUGGAUUAUGUAAUUUUAAAGGGUAGUCAUAGUUUUGUUGGCUUCAUAUGUCAAGCUUGAUCUGAAAGUAUGAGGUAGGUUUUGCAACUUYGAAGCUAACUGAAAACCCUAAUGCUCUCAUAGGUGUUUUGCAUUCAGGUUAGGUUGAGUGUAAGCAGCAGCUCUGAGCACUGAAAAAAUUUGUAGCUGUUGACAGAAGCAAAACUGUAGCCAUGUCAGGAGCUCUUAAGUCUGAGAUAUCCAAAUUCAUUCACAUCCCAUUUUAAAYAGCAAAACCUUGUCCUUAGAUAUGGCCUUAUUGCAAUAUGCAUAGUCAAAUAUGUUCUCGUUAAUAUUUCUACUGGUGAAUGUGGAUAUAAUUAAGCUUGAAGUAUGAAGAUAUCCAUGAUUUUUAAAUACUAAUGAUUUUUUWAAAUUCUCUUCUCUUUGUUCUUCCUUAUCAGCUAAUAUAUUUUAAYUUAUUUAGCAUUAAGUAAAAACUUAAUUAUUUCUGACUAGUUCCUAACUUUUUGAAUGUUUUCUAGAAAUAUAUGAUGGAUAUUUACAAAAUUGAAAAACUGCAUAAGAAUAAAAAGAGGGCUUGAGCUAAUGUGUGACUCUGCAACUCUGGGGAAUGAGUCAACUAUUCAUUUGGAAUUGAAAAUACACAAUCCCAGGAGGGUAUAAUAAAGUGUUGUUGAGCUAUCUUGUUAAAAUAUGUUGGAUUUUUGUCAAUAGUUAAUUGUCAGCAAUGUUUUGUAAAUGAGAAUUCACUAUUACCUAUGAAACAGUCUCAGAGUAAAAACCCGAAACUCUUCAAAAGAUUUAUCUUUUGUUUUGUUAGGGAGGAAGGUUUAAAUUUGAACAUUGCACAAAUUUUAUAUUGCAAUAAAGUUCCCUGACCCAUA
This is a messenger RNA of Malurus melanocephalus (red-backed fairy wren), 9372 nucleotides long. RefSeq names its product cAMP responsive element modulator (gene CREM). Gene Ontology annotation, biological process: regulation of transcription by RNA polymerase II. Bases 16 to 1005 code for a protein of 329 amino acids. Gene Ontology annotation, cellular component: nucleus; ATF4-CREB1 transcription factor complex. NCBI's taxonomy places the organism in Eukaryota, Metazoa, Chordata, Aves, Passeriformes, Maluridae. Gene Ontology annotation, molecular function: DNA-binding transcription factor activity, RNA polymerase II-specific; RNA polymerase II cis-regulatory region sequence-specific DNA binding; protein binding. The transcript is spliced from 9 exons. The record is from RefSeq and is a predicted model, not a curated record.